Messenger RNA from Amaranthus tricolor (Joseph's coat), 1071 nucleotides. RefSeq lists its product as uncharacterized. Lineage: Eukaryota; Viridiplantae; Streptophyta; Magnoliopsida; Caryophyllales; Amaranthaceae. The transcript has a single exon. The coding region runs from base 1 to 1071 and encodes 356 amino acids. The record is from RefSeq and is a predicted model, not a curated record.
AUGCCGACUACUAAUGCUGGAAACUUUGACAUCAAAUCCCAUGUUAUGAAUAUGAUCACGGGAAAUCAGUUCUAUGGUCUUGACAAUGAAGAACCCGUUGAUCAUCUACAGAAAUUCCUUCAAGCAUGUUCUUUACAAAAGAUUACUGGGAUGACUGACGACGAGCUCUACUUGUACCUUUUUCGUUUCUCUUUGGCGGGCAAGGCUCAACGUUGGUAUAACUCUCUUCCCAAUACCAUUACUACUUGGGCGCAAUUGUCUGAUGUUUUCCUAGUGAAGUAUUAUCCCGGUUAUAAGACUCAUGACUACAGAGUUAAGCUCUAUAGUUUCUCACAAGAUGCGGGGGAGACUUUUCAUGAUGCGUGGGAGAGAUUCAAAGAUUACUAUUAUAUGUGCCCUCAUCACGGUAUUGAGAAGGAAUUUCUUAUGCAAUCUUCUUAUAAUGGUCUUGAUAAUGAGACUAAGAGGAUGGUAGAUGGUGCGGCUGGCGGCUCUUUCAUGAACAAACAAACUUCUGAGGCUAUUUUACUCUUGGAUACUCUUACUGAAAAUCAAUGGAAUAGCUCUUCUAGGCGCGCAGCUCAAGCACCAAGGAAGGGGAAGCAUGAAGUUGAAACUUAUUCCCUUCUGUCAUCACAAAUCUCAGCUUUGAAUGCGGAAAUUGAUGGGAUGCGCAUGAGUGCUAAUACAUCUAUGCCAGUCAAUGCUAUGGCUACAUCUAGCCAAAGUGGAGUUGCUUGUGAUUUUUGCGGUGUGCAUGCUCAUUCUCUAAUGGAGUGUUCUGUUAAUCCCAAUGGAGCUAUGGGAGUGCCAGAGCAAGUCAAUGCUUUUCAAGCUCGUCCUCCUUUCAACAACAAUAGCUACUAUCCUGGAAUUCGAAAUCAUCCUAACUUGUCAUAUCGCAGCAACAAUGUGUUAAAUCCUCAACAGCAACACUUUCCACCGCAAGCACCACAACAACAAUAUGGGCAACAUCAAACAAUUUCAGCCCAAUCAAGGACCACCCGGUUUCCAAAGGCCUCCUCAAGGCCAUCAACAACAGCAAUUUCAGAACCAACAACCCCAAUUUGA